UCGACCUGCUCAGCGUGGAUCUGUGGCCGCCUUCCUCUCCGCAGCGCCCCGAAGAGAAGAAGCUCGGCCCGAGCGGGAAAUACUGCUUUUUGGUUCCAUUUAUCGGUGAAGCCGGAGCUCAUCAUGCCUCGUUCGUUCCUGGUCAAGAAGUAUUUUUCCAACAAGAAGCCCUUCUACAGGGAAAGCCAACUGGAGAGCCAGACGGCUUAUGUCCCAGAAAGCUUUGCACAAGCUGAGCUCCCGACGCAGAACAGCAGCUUCGCUCUGACCUGCUUCCCGACCGGCCCGUUCUUCAGCGCCAUGGACGUCCUGCCGGCGCCGCUGUCCCCAAUCGCGCCUGCGUCUCCGUCCCCCUCGCCGCUCAGGCCCCUGGACCUCAGCAGCUCUCCCUCCAGCAGCGAGGAGGAGGAAGAGGAGGAGGACGGCGGGCGCACCUCAGACCCCCCCAGCCCGGACGCCAUGCAGCACGCGUUCCACUGCCUGCACUGCGCCAGCAGCUACACCAGCCUCUCUGCGCUGUCCCAUCACCAGACGUCCCAUCACCAGACGUCCCGUCCACCCGCCGAGGGCCCCGCCCGCCCGGCCUUCCACUGCAAACACUGCCCCAAGGAGUACACCAGCCUGGGCGCCCUGAAGAUGCACAUCCGCUCUCACACGCUGCCCUGCGUGUGCCCCACCUGCGGGAAGGCCUUCUCCCGACCGUGGCUGCUGCGAGGUCACAUCCGCACACACACAGGUGAGCGGCCCUUCGCUUGUCAGCACUGUAACCGGGCCUUCGCCGACCGCUCCAACCUGCGCGCCCACCUGCAGACCCACUCCGAGGUCAAGAAGUACCAGUGUGGCUCCUGCUCGCGGACCUUCAGCCGCAUGUCACUGCUGCUCAAGCACAGCGCCUCCGGGUGCUGCCCUGCCUCGUAGGACCCCUCCCUCAGAGCCCCCCCCCCCCUCCCGAACAAGAGACAUUAAACCCCAGAGAAACGAGCCGUCCUCUGCCCAGGACCCGUAGGUACGUCCCGGCCGGUCAGCUGCGUGGACGUGUGAUUUGAGGGCAGCUGGACAUCCAGUUAAUUCCCAGGAAGCUGCAUCGGUGCCGGCCGGUCCGGGACUCGGGCCACGCAGCAGCUGUGUGUGUGUGUCAUUCCUCACCAUACAUGCAUGGUGUGUGUGUUAGGACAGCUGUCUGCACAGUGCGCUGAGAGACGCGCUGGCUGUGACCUCGUCGACAGGUGACCCGCUCGCACACAAGAGGACCACUCAAACUGGACCAAAGAGAACUUUUACUAUGUCGUCUGAAUUCAAUUUAUUCAGACGUGUUUUUCUGGGAAUGUUGUGACCUGAAGUUUCAAUAAAAGCCGUAAAACUGUACUAAAUACUUUUAGGUUUUGUGCAACGUGUAAAUAAAAGCUUUGUUUAA
Pungitius pungitius (ninespine stickleback) is the source of this 1414-nucleotide messenger RNA. RefSeq names its product snail family zinc finger 1b (gene snai1b). Gene Ontology annotation, molecular function: RNA polymerase II cis-regulatory region sequence-specific DNA binding; DNA-binding transcription factor activity, RNA polymerase II-specific. The transcript is spliced from 3 exons. NCBI's taxonomy places the organism in Eukaryota, Metazoa, Chordata, Actinopteri, Perciformes, Gasterosteidae. Gene Ontology annotation, biological process: regulation of DNA-templated transcription. Bases 124 to 918 code for a protein of 264 amino acids. The record is from RefSeq and is a predicted model, not a curated record.